Molecule: messenger RNA, 861 nt
Organism: Mesorhabditis spiculigera
Lineage: Eukaryota; Metazoa; Nematoda; Chromadorea; Rhabditida; Rhabditidae
Source: the annotation of a GenBank genome assembly
AUGCAAAUCGACGACGUCUACGCCCCGGAAAUCGUGUGGCCAUUUCUGGAGUCGUUGACGCCGGAAGACAUGGCAGAAUUCACGCAUCUUUACGUUACCGUCGACCCAAACGAACCGGACGCUGGCAUAAAAAUCCUCAUCCGAACCCCAAGAGAUGAAAUUCCGGGAUGGGCCAGCGUACACCAACCACUUCCCGGAAACCAUCCCACCGCUCAAUUCGUGCGCGACAAAGAUACGAUCGAAGAUGAAAUUUGGGAAUAUUACCAGGAACAUAAGGUGACGCUGCGCGGAAAUGCGUACCCCGACCUGAUCAAUGACAUUUGCGACAUCACAGCCGCUCGCGGAAUGCCUAUAAAUUGGCUGAAAGUGAAGAGCGACAUGGCCGUGGUGCUGAAUCGACGUCUACACGAUCCCGCGAUCGGCGCGGAGCCUUUCCGCAGCUUCAAACCGUAUUUUGAGGGCAGCCCGAGGAAGAAUGCGUAUCGACGCCGUGUACGCGCCAGAAGUCGUCUGGUCUUUCCUGGGAUCGAUUUCGCUGCACGAGAUGGCCCGACUGAAGCGCUUGUACAUCACCGUGGAUCCGAACAACCCAGAUGCAGGGAUCAAAUUGCUGUGCGAAAAUGCGUGGCAGACGAUGCCCGGAUGGAACGAGGGAAAACAAGCCGCUGCCCGGACGCCAUCCGACCGCAGAGCGUCAGAAGCGGUGCCAUUCGUCAUCAUGGCAUCAUUUCACUCAGCUACAAUACGUAUAUCGACCGGGGCAGCCUGCAGGCGCGUAUAAAGGUGAACCCGCGCGGCGGUGCAUGCCCCGCCCUGAUCAACGACUUCUAUGAGGCUAUCGCGAGUCGCGGAUGGCACACC